AUGCUCUUCGAUGGAUCAGCACGUCAAGAUAGUGCAGGGGCAGGCGUCAUGUUGAUUUUACCAGAAAGACUAAUCUUACCAUUUUCAUUUAUUCUAGGUGAAACAUGUUCCAAUAAUGCUGCAGAGUACCAAGCUUUAAUUAUUGGACUUGAAAUGGCAUCAGAUAUGAAGAUUCCACAGUUGGAUAUCUAUGGUGACUCUAUGUUGAUCAUAAAUCAAAUCUUAGGCAGUUACGAGGUGAAGAAGGAAGAUCUUACACCAUAUCAUCGAUACACUACUCGUCUGCUUAAAAGUUUUGAUAAAGUGUUCUUAAACCACGUCCCAAGAGAAGAAAAUCGUAUGGCGGAUGCUCUGGCAAACUUAGCUAUGACGAUGGCACUUGGAGAAAAUGAGUCAACAAAGGUGCAAGUAAGUCAUCGGUGGGUUAUUCCCGGUUGCCUUAAUCUUCAAUUAGACGAAAGCCUCCAUACAUCUGUUCGAGUUGUUAAAGAAGAAGAUUGGAUAAAACCACUAAUUGAGUAUCUCAAACAUAGAAGGAUGCCCGAGGAGCCAUGA
Capsicum annuum is the source of this 555-nucleotide messenger RNA. RefSeq lists its product as uncharacterized. The transcript has a single exon. Lineage: Eukaryota; Viridiplantae; Streptophyta; Magnoliopsida; Solanales; Solanaceae. The record is from RefSeq and is a predicted model, not a curated record. The coding region runs from base 1 to 555 and encodes 184 amino acids. Gene Ontology annotation, molecular function: nucleic acid binding; RNA-DNA hybrid ribonuclease activity.